Molecule: messenger RNA, 5988 nt
Organism: Xiphophorus couchianus (Monterrey platyfish)
Lineage: Eukaryota; Metazoa; Chordata; Actinopteri; Cyprinodontiformes; Poeciliidae
Gene: dhrsx
Product: dehydrogenase/reductase (SDR family) X-linked
Exons: 8
Coding region: 54-1028 (324 amino acids)
Source: RefSeq, a predicted model, not a curated record
CACCACCGCACCGCGUUACGUCACAUCGUCUUACACAGGCUGCAGGUUGCAGGAUGUGGUUGCUGUCAACGCUGAUUCCUCUCCUCAGGCUGUAUCUGUGUGGGAUCAAAGUUCUGCUCUACCAAAUGUUCAACCGAACCUUUGAGAUGCCAGCCUUACCAAAGCAAAAGGGAAGGGUUGCCAUAGUGACUGGGGGUACCAGAGGAAUGGGGUUUGAGACUGCAAGACACCUGGCAAGCCUGGGCAUGCAUGUCAUCAUAGCUGGGAACGAGCCAGAAGAGGGCGCUGCAGCUGUCAGGAGGAUAAAUGAAGAAUGCAAUGAAGGAAAAGCUGAGUUUGUCUUUGUGGACCUGACCUCCCUGAAAUCAGUCAGGCACUUUGUCCAGAAGUUCAGAGACAGAUCUCUGCCUCUGCAUGUUCUCAUUAACAAUGCUGGAACCAUGCUGGUUCCUGAGAGACGGACAGAGGACGGCUUUGAAUUCCACUUCUGCCUGAACUACUUGAGCCACUUUCUGCUGACCAACAUGCUGCUGGACCUGCUGAAGACGUCUGGAAGGCAGGGUCGCUGCUCCAGAAUUAUCAACAUGGCCUCUGCCACACAUUACGCAGGAGAGAUAAAUCUGGAGGACCUGAACAAGAGAGCUGUCUACAGCUCCCAUGGUGCCUACUGCCAAAGCAAGUUGGCCCUGGUCCUCUUCACCUACUACCUUCAAGAGCAGCUGACGUCUGGGGGAUUCUCUGUCACUGUCAAUGCUGUGGACCCUGGGAUGGUGGACACGGCACUGUAUGAUAACCUCUGGACAUUAGCACAGAUGAUGAAGAAACCAGUGGCCAGUAUUCUGUUCAGGACUCCAGCAGAGGGAGCCUCCAUAUCGGUGUAUGCUGCAGCUGCCUCUGAGAUGGAAGGGGUGGGCAGCUGUUACCUGUACAACGGUCAGAAGACGCAGUCCUCUGAUCUGUCCUACGACUCUGAGCUGCAGGCCAAGCUGUGGAAAAAGAGCUGCAAGCUUGUGGGACUCCAAGCCUGAUACCAGGAGGACUCCCAUGUCCACAAUGGUCCUUCAUUAUUGACCCUUCUCGACUACGUCACCCAACCUCUUUGAAGCACUAUGACGAUUGUCAGAAGUGACAUACAGGAGCGACUUUGAUUGUUUUCCCAAGUCAUUUUUGCCAAUACAGACAUUACUUCUACUUGUUCAGAAGAAGAAGAAGAUGUUUUAUUUAUAUAGCACUUUUUCAGCAACUGCAGAAGAAGUAGUAGACCUAAUUGUGGCUCAUAGAUUACAGUAUUUAUUAAAGUUGGAAACAGCUAGCUUAGAAAUCGGCCCAUGCCUUCUUCCUUCUGACGUGUUUGUUGAUUUGAUCAAAUCUUUGAUCAAAUAUGGCCUGAAGUCAUAGCACAUGACUUAUGCACCUAUGUCCUAGAUGGCAUUUCCCUUUAAUAGUGUCAAAAAUCUAGAUGCUUAUCAGUUUUUUUGGUACAUGGUUGCCUACAUUAUGUUUUUCCUUGAUGGUUGCAAAUGAUUAGAAGCAUUUUCUUUAGAAGUAUUGUAUUAUUCUCUCCAUAAUACAACAUUUCAUUACAUCUUACUAAUACUGCUUACUUACAAAGUGUAUAUGAACGUUAAUCUUUUUGCACCAAGAGAUGCUAGUCCUUUCAAGCAGCACCUGCUAUCCAUCGCCAUCUUGUUUCCUCAUCAAAGGUUUACGAUCAUAUAACAAGUUUGGUUUGCAUCCUAAUCUGUGCAGCAUCUGUGACUAUUUUACUGUGACAUCAACUGUGUGAUUUUUUUUUUUUUUUUGGACAACCUCUACAGGAGUCAAUGUACACAUAAGUUGUUUUGAUAUCCGUCAUGCCCAAGAGCACGGCAUCUUGUGCAAAGGGUCAAAAGAUCAUACUGAACUACUGCCAGCUUUAAUCUCUGUGGUGAUUUUAUGCUCAAUAAAAUCACCACAGAUUUCACCAUAUGCCUGUUUAAUGUGACUCAAACAAGAAACAAAUCCAAUUAAUUAUGCAGAGAAAUCAGAUAUGUACUCUUUUUUUUCACAAGCCAGCAAUAAUGCGGCCUCAUGACUUUAACUGACCUUUACUUCCAGAGUGACUUGACCUUUCACUGUAAAACUCUUCAGAGUUAUAUACUCUGUCUGGUUUAUUCUUCUGAGGACAAAGAUCCCGUUGCCUUAAGAUGACGUCUGCCAUGAUGCCUGAACUUUGACACACUUACCUUCAUUUUGAAUGAAGUUUGCAGACUACUAUUUCUACAUAUGCCAUCUGAAUGUUUAAGCAUUUCAGUUUGAACUUUAAGCCUGAUAAUUGUUUUUUUAAUUUUAUUGUAUUUUUGUCAGACUGGUGGCCUCACAUUUGAAUCCAGGAUACAGAAAGCCUCACGCCAACUCAGUGACUGAAUGGUGAACAGUUUCUGUGGUUAUAAUGAUGCUUCUUAAAAUUGUGUAGAUCUGUAAAACCUGCUUCUUUUCCACUAGGGGGCAGCAGUAUUUCUGUACUAGUGCAAUUUGAACAUUUCAAAACUUAAACCAGACUCUCAAACAGUUAAUGUUGACUGAUAAAAUCAUAUCAAAUGGUUCCCUUUUAGCCUGUUAAUGCCUUUUUUGUUAGUUUUUGUAUUUUUUUAAAGUACAUAAAAAGUGGCCUAAAUGUUUCUCCGGUUUUUCAUAGAUCAUGUAAGAGAAGCAGCAAGCGUGAACUUUUAGGGUGUGAAGAUGGUGUGGACAGAGAAGACUUUCUUUGUAAUUUAACAUAAUUUGUUUGCAACCUUUUCUGUCUUCUUAAUGUCAUUUAUCAAAAACAUUUAUCAAAAGUCUUACAUUUUCAGCUUUUCCACAUUUUGUCCUGUUCCAACCACAAACCUAAAUGGAUUCCAUGUGACAGACUAACACAAAAUUGUGCAGAAUUGUCAAGUGGGAAAAAAUGAUUCAUGCUUUAAAAAGCACACACAGCUCAAAGUGUUGUUAAGCACCACUUCAGGUAAUAUUCUGCUGCAGGUUUUUAAUGUGUGUCUCUUCGUGAUUUGAGACAAAACAGCUCAGUUUCUGUCAGAUAUAAUGAAGUUUAACAAGUUUAUCUCCUUUUUGUGUCUUAAGUAAAGCCAUGACCUGCAAUGCUGAAGGAAAACACAGCAUACUUUUGCAAAGCAUUGUAUUACUACACAGUCCUUUAAUAAAGCAUUUCUACUUUGUUAAUAGACUUGCAGUUUAUAUUUGUGUUUUUGUUGUAAUAAGCAGCAAAAAAUAAAUUAUGUAUAGGAAAUGUCUCACCAGUUGCUGUUAAGAGUUGAACACACUUCACCUCAUCUCUUUAUUGUAUACAAUAAACAUGUAUUUUUUGCACUGCUGUCAAAGAUUCAAAAAAAUUAUUAAAUUGCAUGUGACUACUCUGAGUUGUUUGUUUGUUACCGUGGUUUAGGACACAGGCAAAUAUUUCUAGUCAGACGCUAAACCUGUUUAGCCUAGCACAGCUUAUGAGUAACUAUUUUUAUGCUAACACUAUUCAACUUAAAAUCUAAAUAAUUAAACUAUUAUAAACUGUAAGUUGCAAACUGUUUAAAUCCCUCGUGUGUGUGUGUGGGCGUGUGUGUGUCUGUGUGUAAAAAUAAAAUAUUUCAGCUUCAUGAUCAGUUGUACUCUCAGAAUCUCCUACUAGAUGUUAGUGUAGGUCAGUAUCACGUAUUCCUCUGAUUAUCAAUAUAGAUAUGAAACACUUAUUCAUCCGAAUGUGAUCUUCUUCAGAGUCUCAGACACUGAUGUUACACUGCUGUCCUACACUGACACCUAGUGGGGGAUCCUGAGAUUACAACAGACAAUGAAGCUGAAAUAUGUAAUUAAUUUUUAUAUAUCAUUUAUGACAGCAACAAACUUAACUAACUUUAAGAGAAGAAACACAACAGCAGAGUAGAUGACACUUGUUUUGUUUUCAAAUAAAAUUUUUUUUUUUUUAAAUCCAAUAGAUUUUCAUCAAAAUCUCUUUGGAGAUAACUCAGAAAUUCUUACCCCAUUAAAUAUAUAUUUUUAUCAGAGUUCCCAAAAAGACACAUACAGCCCUUAUAAGCGUCAUUUAAAAAUGCAUUGCAUAAACAUAAGUUCGAGAGGGCAGCAGAACCCUUAAAUUCUUACUCAGAAACAUGAAUAGCAGCUGAUCCUGAGCAGCCAAGUGUCUGAUCCAGUUUCUCACAGGUGGCGUUAAAAUGUCUACAUUAGAGGAAGUCCUUUCUGCGUGAAAAAUACAGUGUUUUUGUAGGCUGAUUGUGGAAAGUUCCAGGUGAGUAGCUGGUAUGUGGAAUGAGAAGUCGGUGCAGUGUGUGGGCGAGGCUGAUCUCUGACAUGACACAGCAUGUUGGUGAAUAAUGAAUUUCUUCAAGUGGAGCUGUUAGCUCAGAGAAGAGCACAUUUUGUCCCACAACACCCACAAACAUCAGCUUCAUAAAUACUGAGGAAUCCAACAUAAAACAUAAAGUCCCAGAAGUUCUGACUGCAGUUUGCUACAGACAUGUGGAAGAUUGUGUUCUGCUCUGAGAAGAACAAAAUGGAUCUUUCGGGCCUAUAAGCAAAACACUGAAAUGGAAAAAAAAAUAAUCCAACACAUAGCUCUAAAUUCACUAUGGUGAAACAAGGUGGUGGGAGCAUCAUGCUGCAGGAAUGCUUAAAAAAUGUUUAAACCAUGGUUAUUUCACUACUUUGUGUCUAUUUUUCCAUGGAGGCACAAAUAAAGAAUAUUCUCCUCGAUUCACAUCCAAAAACCAAGGAUUGUGUUUAAAAUAUGACUGGAAGUAGGGCUGGGCGAUAUGGCUGAAAAACAUAUGAGUGCUUCACGUCAAUAUCAAUACUUAUCGAUUGGUUUUUCCUUUUACAUGACCAAAAUACUGCCAAACUGACCUGUUCUGUUUUGUCCACAAUUUCUUCUUGAGCCGUUGUACUCAUGUUGUCCUUUCAGAAAAUAAGUCCAGUGGUAACUUGGUGAAACACAGCCCCUUGUUUGCCUAAGCUCUGCUUCGUACAGAUGGUGAGAAAGAAUUAGUUCCUGGAGGUGUGGGCUCUGUUAAGUUUGAAACUUUACAAACGUUUUGCCAUGACGUAUAUAAUGCACCAGUUCAAAGCGUCCGAAAUUGCCUGCGCUGUAAACAACCUCCGCUACCACUGCUAAAGUUUCAGCCAGAAUACAAACAAAAUUGUUGUCAUCUUUCAUAAUUUCUCCGGUUUACUGAUUGGCCCGGUAGAAAUUCUACUGAAGGAAUCCAAGUGAAUGAGAGAAAGCCCAAACUGUCUGUGAAGUGAGAAUUGAGCAGAAUUACACAGGAAGGCAAAAGCUAGAGGCACAGUGGCAAAACAACAAACUGCUGCUGCACAAAUUACUCAACAAGUUAUUGCUAGAUUACCAAUGAGUGAGCAGUUGACCAGCUAACGUCUUUCCUUUGCCUACAUCCCCCAGAAUGCAUUGUGGUUCUAAAUUGAAGUUCAUUAAAAUUAUUGGAAUAUUCUGUUGAAUGUAUUUUCUGUUGAUAUUGAGCAGAUAUUGAUAUUCUGUUAUCACGAUUUAUAUUGUUAAUGAUUUAUUGUCCAGCCCAAGCCAAAGACAAACAGGACACUGUACAUUAACUAACACUGUGUCCUGUACCUUACAACUUUUUACAACUAAUUUCUGUAAAUAAACAUUCUUAAUUAUGAGCCUCUCUAAAUCCAAAGCAUUAACUUAUCUUUGGCCUAACUUUGGUCAGUUCAGGUUAAAAAUGUGCAGAGACACAGAACACACACACCAACGUGUUACCUAACUCGUCAGACCUAAUGAACCCCAUGAAAUCCAGAUUAGCCCUGAUGGCUCCUGCUCCAGGUUGCACACGGAGGCUGUCAGCUGAGGACGGAUAAAAGGAAGCAGGCCAACCCAGAGCCGGGUCAGAAUGGCACAGCUGGCUAAUCUGGAUUAGUUUUUCAGCUUCUUAUGGGACACUUAAACUUUGGACUAUAACUAAGCAAAAC